Brassicogethes aeneus is the source of this 543-nucleotide messenger RNA. The record is from the annotation of a GenBank genome assembly. Lineage: Eukaryota; Metazoa; Arthropoda; Insecta; Coleoptera; Nitidulidae.
AUGUCCAAUCAUGUAUUUAAAGUUUGGUCCCAAGAUCGUCAAAGAAAAACUUUGGCAUUGGUGACAGAGCCUAAUAUAUACACAAAACUCAUUUUAAAAGCUUCAGAAAAAUUACAAAUAGAUGGCACUUCUUUAGUCCUUAAUAGUGAUGGUACAGAGUUGGAUGAUGAAGAUGAAAUUUUAAUUGAAAUAAAGAAAGAAACCCUAAUAUUGUUGAAAAAAAAUGAACAAUGGUCUUUAGAAACUCACAAAAGUGAUACAAGCCUGGCCACCACUGCAACUAUAUCUUCAAAUACAAGUAGUAAAUUAAAUAAUUGGUUACAUAACACAGAUGAUGUAUCUAUAGUCCAUUUAGAAACUGAAGAAAUUCAAAAUCAAUCGGUUCUACUACCUCUUCAAGAAAUAUCACCUAUUAUAAACCUAGAAAUAACUAACGAUUGCAAUAUGGAACUUCUUUGGGCUAACUACGGAAUAAAAUGCCCCAUGAUCUUUUACAGCAAUGUGCUGAAGGCAAACCAUCUGCAUCUACUGUUUCCGAUAUAA